CUGUCUUCUACUGCUGUCAUUUUGCCCCUUCUUUCUCUAUUUAUCUUUGUUGUUUCUGGUUAAACUUCAGCUUAAUUAAUAGAAUUACAACUUAGGUUAUUGAUUCCCAACUGAUUAUAUUCAAUUGUUUUCUGAUUUUGGUUGCAAUUUAGUUUUUAUUGGUUGAAUCCUAUAGAAAUUGAGCUUCGACUAUUACAUAAUAUUGCAUAGUUAAUUACAUGAAAAAGAAAUAAUAAAUCAUCAGGAGAAUGGAGUCUUACAAAUAUGUAAUACAUAAAGGGAUCUUCCCACCCUAUAAUGUCCCUAUAAAUUCUAAGGAUCGACCACUCGAAAUUAAGAUUACAAAUCACAAAUCCCAGAUUUCUUUACGCUCAAAGCCACAAUGUGUUCUAACAGCAGCAAUAGCGAUGAAAGGCCCUGUAACAAUUCUAAUAGGCAUCAACCACUGGCACAUAAGAAGAUGAUAAGGGUGUUAUGUUAUUCUGACGGGCAUCAACCACCGGCACUUAAGAAGAUUAAGGUGCUGCAUAUUUUAUUUUAUUUUUUAUUUUUUAUUUUUUCAAAAUUUGUACAAUAAAACAUAAUUUACUCAUAUUUUACUUAGUAAUUUUUAUGUUUUGGAUAAGUUUUAUCAGAUAGAAGGUUUCGAUUGCUCUGUAAAUAAUGGACUUGGCAUGCCACUUCAAAAAUAUUUCUCAGGCAAUUCCUACUGCACAAGUGAAUCCUUCCCAGUUGUCGCAACAUGGGUCUCUUUACAAUUGACGAAUGGUGGCACAAAAGGUUCAGCAGCAACUACAACAGCUGCAUAAGCUAAACCAACAAAGACUAGAACUGUUUCAAAUGCAAGUUCAACAGCAAGCACAGAUGCCAGGCUUGAGUUCAUUCAGCAGUUCCUGCACCAAGUCGAAGACUCUGGAAAUCACAUUUGAAAACGAAUUUGAGAGAAGGAUCUGGGCAGACGUAAUUCCUCGGAAUGAAAUUGGUGUCAAGUUCGAUGACAUUGGAGCUCUUGAUAACAUCAAGGAUACACUGAAGGAGUUGGUGAUGCUUCCCUUACAGAGACCUGAAUUAUUCUGUAAAGGGCAACUCAGGAAGGUAGCUUUAUUUCCACCAAUCUGUGAUAUCCUUGCAUAUUUAUGCAUUUAACAUGGUUGACGAGAUAUUCUUAUUUGAUAACUUCUGCUAGCUGGAAAGAUA
Molecule: messenger RNA, 1197 nt
Organism: Olea europaea var. sylvestris
Lineage: Eukaryota; Viridiplantae; Streptophyta; Magnoliopsida; Lamiales; Oleaceae
Product: peroxisomal biogenesis factor 6-like
Exons: 3
Coding region: 766-1146 (126 amino acids)
Cellular component (GO): mitochondrial outer membrane
Source: RefSeq, a predicted model, not a curated record